Messenger RNA from Drosophila mojavensis, 1725 nucleotides. Its product is annotated as esterase S-like. Lineage: Eukaryota; Metazoa; Arthropoda; Insecta; Diptera; Drosophilidae. The transcript has 2 exons. The record is from RefSeq and is a predicted model, not a curated record. Bases 66 to 1718 code for a protein of 550 amino acids.
AACAAACGCUUUCAGUCAACCAGACUUGCGGUUUGUUUAACUUGUGGUCCCGUGUUGAGUAAACCAUGAAAUAUACACUAUUUCUGAUCGCCUGCCUGUGCACAACAGCCGCACUUGGUGAUGACCUUUUGGUGCAGUUGCCGUUCGGGACACUGCGUGGACGCGACCGCGGAACCUAUUACACCUACGAGUCGAUCCCGUUCGCCCUGCCACCAGUUGGACCGCUGCGCUUCGAGCCGCCUCAGCCCUUUGUUGGCGAAUGGCGUGAGACCUUCGAUGCUUCAAAGCCAGCGGCGGAGUGCUUGCAGUGGAGUCAUUUCGUGACGACGCCCGAUCAGCUGACGGGCAGCGAGGACUGCCUGACCAUCAGCAUUUACAAGCCGAAGAAUGCCUCGCGCCUCAGCUUUCCGGUAGUCGCAAACAUAUUUGGCGGCGCUUGGUCGUUCGGCGGGACGGUUCAAACCGGAGCCAGGGAGUUCAUGGCGAGCGGAAAUGUGAUCGUUGCGAAGAUUAACCAUCGAGUGGGCAUUCUGGGCUUUGCGAGCACCGGCGACGCCGGCUGGUCGGGCAACUAUGCGCUUAAGGAUCAGCGUUUGGGCCUCCAGUGGAUCAAGAAAUACAUUUCCUUUUUCGGCGGAGAUCCCACAAACAUUCUGCUCCUUGGAUUUUCGUCGGGAGCUGCCUCAGCUCACUUUCAAAUGUUGCACGAGGAUAUGUCCGACAUAAAAGGAGUCUAUUCCGCGAGUGGCAACUCACUGGCGCCGUGGGCUCUACAGCCAAGUCCCCGUGAACAGACAUAUGAGCUGGGGCGGCUCUUUGGCUGUGGCACUCCCCGCAAUACAGCAGUUCUGAAAGACUGUUUGAAGGCGGUGAAUGCGGUUGAUUUAGUAAGAGCCUUUAAGCACUUCCUCAUCUUCAACUAUGUGCCCUUUGCUCCGUUCUCACCCGCCCUGGAGCCCGAAGAUGCGGUUGAUCCCUUCAUCACCAAGCCGCCCAUCGACAUCAUCAAGAGCGGCAAAUUCGCUCAAAUUCCCUGGCUAGCAGGCUAUUGCCAAGACGAGGGCAUCUACAAUGCUGCAUCACUGCUGGCCAAGAUGCCGGAAACGGGCAAGGAGAGGCUCUAUGAACUGAACUCGCGCUGGUACGAGCUGGCGCCGUACUUCUUCUCGUACCGCAACACCCUGAACAAACGAGAGAGGGACGCACGCUCCCGAAGACUUAAGCUGCAGUAUCUGGGCACUCGCAACUUCACCUUGGAAAGCUAUUACGAUGUGCAACGCAUGUUCAGCAACGAAAUGUUCAAGAAUAGCGUCGAGCUGGCAGUAGAUAUUCAGCGAACGUAUGGAAAGAGUCCAGUCUACACCUACAUCUACGACAAUCCGGCUACUCAAUCGAUUGGUGAACUCAUAGCAGGGCGCACUGAUUUAAUCCUAGGCACGGCUCACGGGGAUGAUUAUUUCCUGAUGAUGAAUAGUCCAAUACGCGAACCGCUCCGCCCCGACGAGCAACUUAUCUCCUGGAAGCUGGUUAAAAUGGUGGAAGGCUUUUUCGAAACAGGUCAGUUCGUCUAUGACAACUGCGCCUUCCAGGACAACGUGGGCAAGAAGAAGUUCGAUCUGGUAGUUAUUCAACGCACGGUAUGCAAGAACGUUCAAGCAAACAGCUUGCCCGACGCUGUCUCCGACCAUAAGCCCAAAAUUCCAAUUAUACCUACAUAAUUACAAA